AUGAGAUGCUCUGUUUUGCUGGGGGGCUAUCCCAGUGGUGCACCCACUGGUGCCUGUGAAGACAUGCUGCCUCGCCAUUCUGGGGUGCUGCCUCAGCCUUCACCAGCGCCAUAUGCUCUUCUCACCAACACCAGGAUGUUUCAGCCAGGCAAGGCUAUUAGAGUGGUUAUCACUGGACCAGAAUACAGAGGUGUGCUUCUGGAGGCUCAGACAGUCGGAAGCACUAAUGCUCUGGGUAGCUGGCAAAUCCCUCCUCCAGACACAAAGUUUCUUCAGUGCGCAGGAAAUACACAAGGCGCUGUUACUCAUUCCAACACCAACCUGAAGGGCAACACCACUGUGUACAGCUGGAUACCACCAAAUUCUACAAGCAAUGUCUACUUCAUGGCCACAAUCGCUCAGCAGCGCACAGUCUUCUGUGUUAAUGUGAAGUCCAAACCUCUGAUCAGAGGGAAACCCAGAGGUCUCAGUCUGGCUACAGAUGCAAGUGCAGGAAUGGCUGAAGAAAAACCUAUGCUUCUUCUUGUGAUAUGUUUGCUAUUGUUACAGGUGCUGGGGUGA
Messenger RNA from Anoplopoma fimbria (sablefish), 561 nucleotides. RefSeq lists its product as uncharacterized. The transcript has 6 exons. Gene Ontology annotation, molecular function: oxidoreductase activity, acting on metal ions. NCBI's taxonomy places the organism in Eukaryota, Metazoa, Chordata, Actinopteri, Perciformes, Anoplopomatidae. The record is from RefSeq and is a predicted model, not a curated record. The coding region runs from base 1 to 561 and encodes 186 amino acids.